Messenger RNA from Cuscuta campestris, 483 nucleotides. The record is from the annotation of a GenBank genome assembly. Lineage: Eukaryota; Viridiplantae; Streptophyta; Magnoliopsida; Solanales; Convolvulaceae.
AGACAAGGAAUUGUGAUCGCAACUCAUACCUCGAAGAUCAUGCAGCUGAGACCCAAAAGAAUUUUACACCGUGAACAUAAGUGUAAUUUCUGUUGAGGAAGGAAUAGUUCAUAAUGUGGGAUGCUCGUGCGGCCUCUUUGAGUGGAAUGACUACACAACCAAGCGUUCAAGUUAUUCUUAACCCUAACAUUUCCAAGACCAAGGGGAGAAAAAAAGAGAACAAAAGGUGGAAAUCAAGCCUAGAAGUAGCAACAAGUGGCCAACGUCGGUGCGGUAUUUGUCGAGCAAUUGGACACAACGCAACCACUUGCAAGAAAAGAAAUGAUGAGGCUGCUAUUCCAGAUCCAAGAAGAGAACAAGAAUGAGUAAAUAGAGAGGGCACAAUUUUCAUGAUUCCUUGUUAUGUAUUUUAUGUAUUUCUUAUUAUGUUUAUCGUGUCUUGAGAAUUCCAUUCAUUUGAAACAAUAAAUUGAAUGUAUGUUG